AUGACCCCACCCCAUCCUCCCACCUUCCAUCACCCCGCUCAAUUCUCCCUCCUUCCAUCACCCCGCCCCAUUCUCCCGCUUUCCAUCACCCAGCCCCAUUCUCCCGCUUUCCAUCACCCCGCCCCAUUGUCCCGCUUUCCUCACCCCGCCCCAUUGUCCCGCUUUCCAUCACCCCGCCCCAUUCUCCCGCUUUCCAUCACCCUGCCCCAUUCUCCCGCUUUCCAUCGCCCCACCCCAUUCUCCCUCCUUCCAUCACCCCGCCCCAUUCUCCUGCUUUCCAUCCUUACCAUCACCCCGCCCCAUUCUCCCGCUUUCCAUCACCCCGCCCCAUUCUCCUACUUUUCAUCACCCCGCCCCAUUCUCCCGCUUUCCAUCACCCCGCCCCAAUCUCCCGCUUUCCAUCACCCCGCCCCAUUCUCCCUCCUUCCAUCACCCCGCCCCAUUCCCCUGCCUACCAUCACCCCGCCCCAUUCUCCCGCUUUCCAUCACCCCGCCCCAUUUUCCUGUUUUCUAUCACCCCGCCCCAUUCUCUUACUUUCCAUCACCCCGCCCCAUUCUCCCGCUUUCCAUCACCCCGCUCCAUUCUCCCGCUUUCCAUCACCCCGCCCCAUUCUCCCGCUUUCCAUCACCCCGCCCCAUUCUCCCUCCUUCCAUCACCCCGCCCCAUUCUCCCGCUUUCCAUCACCCCGCCCUAUUCUCCCGCUUUCCAUCACCCCGCCCCAUUCUCCCGCUUUCCAUCACCCCGCCCCAUUCUCCCGCUUUCCAUCACCCCGCCCCAUUCUCCCGCUUUCCAUUACCCCGCCCCAUUUUCCCUCUUUCCAUGACCUCGCCCCAUUCUCCCUCCUUACAUCACCCCGCCCCAUUCUCCUUCCUUCAAUCACCCCGCCCCAUUCUCCCGCUUUCCAUCACCCCGCCCCAUUUUCCCGUUUUCCAUCACCCUGCCCCAUUCUCCCGAUUUCCAUCACCUCGCCCCAUUCUCCUUGCUUCCAUCACCCCGCCCCAAUCUCCCUCCUUCCAUCACCCCGCCCCAUUCUCCCGCUUUCCAUCACCCCGCCCCAUUCUCCCGCUUUCCAUCACCCCGCCCCGUUCUCCCGCUUUCCAUCACCCCGCCCCAUUCUCCUGCUUUUUAUCACCCCGCCCCAUUCUCCCGCUUUCCAUCACCCCUUCCCAUUCUCCCGCUUUCCAUCACCCUGCCCCAAUCUCCCGCUUUCCAUCACCCUGCCCCAUUCUCCCUCCUUCCAUCACCCCGCCCCAUUCUCCCGCUUUCCAUCACCCCGCCCCAUUCUCCCGCUUUCCAUCACCCCGCCCCAUUCUCCCGCUCUCCAUCACCCCGCCACAUUCUCCCACUUUCCAUCACCCCGCCCCAUUCUCCCUCCUUUCAUCACCCCGCCCCAUUCUCCCUCCUUCCAUCACCCCGCCCCAUUCUCCCUCCUUCCAUCACCCGCCCCAUUUUCUCGCUUUCCAUCAGCCCUCCCCAUUCUCCCGCUUUCCAUCACCCAUCCCCAUUCUCCCGCUUUCCAUCACACCGCCCCAUUCUCCCGCUUUCCAUCACCCCACCCCAUUCUCCCGCUUUCCAUCACCCCACCCCAUUCUCCCGCUUUCCAUCACCCCGCGCUUUCCAUCACCCCGCCCCAUUCUCCCGCUUUCCAUCACCCCGCCCCAUUCUCCCGCUUUCCCUCACCCCAUCCCAUUCUCACGCUUCCCAUCAACCCGCCCCAUUCUCCCGCUUUCUAUCACCCGUCCCCAUUCUCCCUCCUUCCAUCACCCCGCCCCAUUCUCCCGCUUUCCAUCACCCUGCCCCAUUCUCCCGCUUUCCAUCACCUCGCCCCAUUCUCCCGCUUUCCAUCACCCUGCCCCAUUCUCCCGCUUUCCAUCACCCCUCCCCAUUCUCCCUCCUUCCAUCACCCCGCCCCAUUCUCCCGCUUUCCAUCACCCGCCCCAUUCUCCCGCUUUCCGCCCCAUUCUUCCGCUUUCCAUCACCCCGCCCCAUUCACCCGCUUUCCAUCACCCCGCCCCAUUCUCCCGCUUUCCAUCACCCCGCCCCAUUCUCCCGCUUUCCAUCACCCCGUCCCAUUCUCCCGCUUUCCAUCACCCCGCCCCAUUCUCCCUCCUUCCAUCACCCCGCCCCAUUCUCCCGCUUUCCAUCACCCCGCCCCAUUCUCCCUCCUUCCAUCAGCCCGCCCCAUUCUCCUUCCAUCACCCCGCCCCAUUCUCCCGCUUUCCAUCACCCCGCCCCAUUCUCCCGCUUCCCAUAACCCCACCCCAUUCUCCCACUUUCCAUCACCCCGCCACAUUCUCCCGCUUUCUAUCACCCCGCCCCAUUCUCCCUCCUUCCAUCACCCCGCCCCAUUCUCCCGCUUUCCAUCACCCCCCCCCAUUCUCCCGAUUUCCAUCACCCCGCCCCAUUCUCCCGCUUUCCAUCACCCCGCCCCAUUCUCCCACUCUCCAUCACCCCGCCCCAUUCUCCCGCUUUCCAUCAUCCCGCCCCAUUCUCCCACCUUCCAUCACCCCGCCCCAUUCUCCCGCUUUCCAUCAUUCCGCCCCAUUCUCCCUCCUUCCAUCACCCCUCCCCAUUCUCCCUCCUUCCAUCACCCCGCCCCAUUCUCCCGGUUUCCAUCACCCCGCCCCAUUCUCCCGCUUUCCAUAACCCCACCCCAUUCUCCCGCUUUUCAUCACCCCGCCACAUUCUCCCACUUUCCAUCAGCCCACCCCCUUCUCUCUCCUUCCAUCACCCCGCCCCAUUCCCCCUCCUUCCAUCACCCCGCCCCAUUCUCCCGCUUUCCAUCAGCCCGCUCCAUUCUCCCGCUUUCCAUCACCCCGCCCCUUUCUCCCGCUUUCCAUCUCCCCGCCCCAUUUUCCCGCUUUCCAUCACCCUGCCCCAUUCUCCCGCUUUCCAUCACCCCGCCCCAUUCUUCUGCUUCCCAUCAUCCCGCCCCAUUCCCCCGCUUUCCAUCACCCCUCCCCAUUCUCCCUCCUUCCAUCACCCCGCCGCAUUCUCUCGCUUUCCAUCACCCAGCCCCAUUCUCCCGCUUUCCAUCACCCCGCCCCAUUCUCCCGCUUUCCAUCACCCCGCCCCAUUCUCCCUCCUUCCAUCACCCCGCCCCAUUCUCCCGCCUUCCAUCACCCCGCCCCAUUCUCCCUCCUUCCAUCACCCCGCGCCAUUCUCCCUCCUUCCAUCACCCUGCCCCAUUCUCCCGCUUUCCAUCACCCCGCCCCAUUCUCCCGCCUUCCAUCUCCCCGCCCAAUUCUCCCGCUUUCCAUCACCCCGCCCCAUUCUCCAGCUUUCCAUCACCCCGCCCCAUUCUUCCGCUUCCCAUCAUCCCCCCCAUUCUCCCACUUUCCAUCACCCCGCCCCAUUUUCCCGCUUUCUAUCACCCCGCCCCAUUCUCACGCUUUCCAUCACCCUGCCCCAAUCUCCUGCUUUCCAUCACCACGCCCCAUUCUCCCUCCUUCCAUCACCCCGCCCCAUUCUCCCGCUUUCCAUCACCCCGCCCCAUUCUUCCGCUUUCCAUAACCCCGGCCCAUUCUCCCUCCUUCCAUCACCCGCCCCAUUCUCCCUCCUUCCAUCACCCCGCCCCAUUCUCACGCUUUCCAUCACCCUGCCCCAAUCUCCCGCUUUCCAUCACCCCGCCCCAUUCUCCCUCCUUCUAUCACCCCGCCCCAUUCUCCCGCUUUCCAUCACCCCGCCCCAUUCUCCCGCUUUCCAUAACCCCGCACCAUUCUCCCUCCUUCCAUCACCCCGCCCCAUUCUCCCGCUUUCCAUCACCCCACCCCAUUCUCCCGCUUUCCAUCACCCCGCCCCAUUCUCCCGCUUUCCAUCACCCCUCCCCAUUCUCCCGCUUUCCAUCACCCCGCACCAUUCUCCCGCUUUCCAUCACCCCGUCCCAUUCUCCCGCUUUCCAUCACCCCGCCCUUUUCUCCCGCUUUCCAUCACCCCGCCCCAUUCUCCCGCUUUCCAUCACCCCGCCCCAUUCUCCCGCUUUCCAUCACCCCGCCCCAUUCUCCCGCUUUCCAUCACCCCGCCCCAUUCUCCCUCCUUCCAUCACCCCGCCUCAAUCUACCUCCUUCCAUCACCCCGCCCCAUGCUCCCGCUUUCCAUCACCCCGCCCCAUUCUCCCGUUUUCUAUCACCCCGCCCCAUUCUCCCGCUUUCCAUCACCCCGCCCCAUUCUCCCAUCACCCCGCCCCAUUCUCCCGCUUUCCAUCACCCCGCCCCAUUCUCCCGCUUUCCAUCACCACGCCCCAUUCUCCCGCUUUCCAUCACCCCGCCCCAUUCUCCCGCUUUCCAUCACUACGCCCCAUUCUCCCGCUUUCCAUCACCCCGCCCCAUUCUCUCGCUUUCCAUCACCCUGCCCCAUUCUCCCUCCUUCCAUCACCCCGCCUCAUUCUACCUCCUUCCAUCACCCCGCCCCAUUCUCCCGCUUUCCAUCACAACGCCCCAUUCUCCCGCUUUCCAUCACCCCGCCCCAUUCUCCCGCUUUCCAUCACCCCGCCCCAUUUUUCCGCUUUCCAUCACCCCGCCCCAUUCUCUCUCCUUCCAUCACCCUGCCCCUUUCUCUCGCUUUCCAUCACCCCGCCCCAUUCUCCCGCUUUCCAUCACCCCGCCCCAUUCUCCCGCUCUCCACCACCCAGCCCCAUUCUCCAGCUUUCCAUCACCCCGCCACAUUCUCCCACUUUCCAUCACCCCGCCUCAUUGUCCCUCCUUCCAUCACCCCGCCGCAUUCUCCCUCCUUCCAUCACCCCGCCCCAUUCUCCCUCCUUUGAUCACCCCGCCCCAUUCUCCCACUUUUCAUCAGCCCGCCCCAUUCUCCCGCUUUCCAUCACCCCGCCCCAUUCUCUCGCUUUCCAUCACCCUGCCCCAUUCUCCCUCCUUCCAUCACCCCGCCUCAUUCUACCUCCUUCCAUCACCCCGCCCCAUUCUCCCGCUUUCCAUCACCCUGCCCCAUUCUCCCGCUUUCCAUCACCCCGCCCCAUUCUCCCGCUUCCCAUCAUCCCGCCCCAUUCCCCCGCUUUCCAUCACCCCUCCCCAUUCUCCCUCCUUCCAUCACCCCGCCCCAUUCUCCCGCUUUCCAUCACUCGCCCCAUUCUCCCGCUUUCCAUCACAUCGCCCCAUUCUCCUGCUUUCCAUCACCCCGCCCCAUUCUCCCGCUUUCCAUCACCCCGCCCCAUUCACCCGCAUUCCAUCACCCGCCCCAUUCUCCCGCUUUCCAUCACCCCGCCCCGUUCUCCGGCUUUCCAUCACCCCGACCCAUCCUCCCGCUUUUCAUCACCCCGCCCCAUUCUCCCGCUUUCCAACACCCCGCCCCAUUCUCCCGCUUUCCAUCACCCCGCCCCAUUCUCCCGCUUUCCAUCACUCCGCCCCAUUCUCCCGCUUUCCAUCACCCCGCCCCAUUCUCCCGCUUUCCAUCACCCCGCCCCAUUCUCCCUCCUUCCAUCACCCCGCCUAAUUCUCCCUCCUUCCAUCACCUCGCCCCAUUCUCCCGCUUUCCAUCACCCCGCCCCAUUCUCUUGCUUUCCAUCACCCAGCCCCAUUCUCCCGCUUUCCAUCACCGCGCCCCAUUUUCCCGCUUUCCAUCACCCCGCCCCAUUCUCCCGCUUUCCAUCACCCUGCCCCAAUCUCCCGCUUUCCAUCACCCCGCCCCAUUCUCCCUCCUUCCAUCACCCCGCCCCAUUCUCCCGCUUUCCAUCACCCCGCCCCAUUCUCCCGCUUUCCAUAACCCCGCCCCAUUCUCCCUCCUUUCAUCACCCGCCCCAUUUUCCCUCCUUCCAUCACCCCGCCCCAUUCUCCCUCCUUCCAUCACCCCGCCCCAUUCUCCCGCUUUCCAUCGGCCCACCCCAUUCUCCCGCUUUCCAUCACCAUGCCCCAUUCUCCCGCUUUCCAUCACCCCGCCCCAUUCUCCCGCUUUCCAUCACCCCGCCCCAUUCUCCCGCUUUCCAUCACCCUGCCCCAUUCUCCCGCUUUCCAUCACACCGCCCCAUUCUCCCGCUUUCCAUCACACCGCCCCAUUCUCCCGCUUUCCAUCACCCUGCCCCAUUCUCCCUCCUUCCAUCACCCCGCCCCAUUCUCCCACUUUCCAUCACCCCGCCCCAUUCUCCCGCUAACAUCACCCUUCUCGAUUCUCCCGCUUUCCAUCACCCCGCCCCAUUCUCCCUCCUUCCAUCACCCCGCCCCAUUCUCCCGCUUUCCAUCACCCGCCCCAUUCUCCCGCUUUCCAUCACCCCGCCCCAUUCUCCCGCUUUCCAUCACCCCGCCCCAUUCUCCCGCUUUCCAUCACCCCGCCCCAUUCUCCCGCUUUCCAUCACCCCGCCCCAUUCUCCCUCCUUCCAUAACCCCGCCUCAAUCUACCUCCUUCCAUCACCCCGCCCCAUGCUCCCGCUUUCCAUCACCCCGCCCCAUUCUCCCGUUUUCUAUCACCCCGCCCCAUUCUGCCGCUUUCCAUCACCCCGCCCCAUUCUCCCACUUUCCAUCACCCCGCCCCAUUCUCCCGCUAACAUCACCCUUCUCGAUUCUCCCGCUUUCCAUCACCCCGCCCCAUUCUCCCUCCUUCCAUCACCCCGCCCCAUUCUCCCGCUUUCCAUCACCCGCCCCAUUCUCCCGCUUUCCAUCACCACGCCCCAUUCUCCCGCUUUCCAUCACCCCGCCCCAUUCUCCCGCUUUCCAUCACUACGCCCAAUUCUCCCGCUUUCCAUCACCCCGCCCCAUUCUCUCGCUUUCCAUCACCCUGCCCCAUUCUCCCUCCUUCCAUCACCCUGCCUCAUUCUACCUCCUUCCAUCACCCCGCCCCAUUCUCCCGCUUUCCAUCACCCCGCCCCAUUCUCCCGCUUUCCAUCACCCCGCCCCAUUCUCCCGCUUUCCAUCACCCCGCCCCAUUUUUCCGCUUUCCAUCACCCCGCCCCAUUCUCUCUCCUUCCAUCACCCUGCCCCAUUCUCCCGCUUUCCAUCACCCCGCCCCAUUCUCCCGCUUUCCAUCACCCCGCCCCAUUCUCCCGCUUUCCACCACCCAGCCCCAUUCUCCAGCUUUCCAUCACCCCGCCACAUUCUCCCACUUUCCAUCACCCCGCCCCAUUGUCCCUCCUUCCAUCACCCCGCCGCAUUCUACCUCCUUCCAUAACCCCGCCCCAUUCACCCUCCUUUGAUCACCCCGCCCCAUUCUCCCACUUUCCAUCAGCCCGCCCCAUUCUCCCGCUUUCCAUCACCCCGCCCCAUUCUCUCGCUUUCCCUCACUCUGCCCCAUUCUCCCUCCUUCCAUCACCCCGCCUCAUUCUACCUCCUUCCAUCACCCCGCCCCAUUCUCCCGCUUUCCAUCACCCCGCCCCAUUCUCCCGCUUUCCAUCACCCCGCCCCAUUCUCCCGCUUCCCAUCAUCCCGCCCCAUUCCCCCGCUUUCCAUCACCCCUCCCCAUUCUCCCUCCUUCCAUCACCCGCCCCAUUCUCCCGCUUUCCAUCACUCGUCCCAUUCUCCCGCUUUCCAUCACCUCGCCCCAUUCUCCUGCUUUCCAUCACCCCGCCCCAUUCUUCUGCUUUCCAUCACCCCGCCCCAUUCUCCCGCUUUCCAUCACCCCGCCCCAUUCACCCGCAUUCCAUCACCCGCCCCAUUCUCCCGCUUUCCAUCACCCCGCCCCGUUCUCCGGCUUUCCAUCACCCCGACCCAUCCUCCCGCUUUUCAUCACCCCGCCCCAUUCUCCCGCUUUCCAACACCCCGCCCCAUUCUCCCGCUUUCCAUCACCCCGCCCCAUUCUCCCGCUUUCCAUCACCCCGCCCCAUUCUCCCGCUUUCCAUCACUCCGCCCCAUUCUCCCGCUUUCCAUCACCCCGCCCCAUUCUCCCGCUUUCCAUCACCCCGCCCCAUUCUCCCUCCUUCCAUCACCCCGCCUCAUACUCCCUCCUUCCAUCACCCCGCCCCAUUCUCCCGCUUUCCAUCACCCCGCCCCAUUCUCCUGCUUUCCAUCACCCAGCCCCAUUCUCCCGCUUUCCAUCACCCCGCCCCAUUUUCCCGCUUUCCAUCACCCCGCCCCAUUCUCCCGCUUUCCAUCACCCUGCCCCAAUCUCCCGCUUCCCAUCACCCCGCCCCAUUCUCCCUCCUUCCAUCACCCCGCCCCAUUCUCCCGCUUUCCAUCACCCCGCCCCAUUCUCCCGCUUUCCAUAACCCCGCCCCAUUCUCCCUCCUUUCAUCACCCGCCCCAUUCUCCCUCCUUCCAUCACCCCGCCCCAUUCUCCCUCCUUCCAUCACCCCGCCCCAUUCUCCCGCUUUCCACCGGCCCACCCCAUUCUCCCGCUUUCCAUCACCCCGCCCCAUUCUCCCGCUUUCCAUCACCCCGCCCCAUUCUCCCGCUUUCCAUCACCCCGCCCCAUUCUCCCGCUUUCCAUCACCCUGCCCCAUUCUCCCGCUUUCCACCACACCGCCCCAUUCUCCCGCUUUCCAUCACACCGCCCCAUUCUCCCGCUUUCCAUCACCCCGCCCCAUUCUCCCUCCUUCCAUCACCCCGCCCCAUUCUCCCACUUUCCAUCACCCCGCCCCAUUCUCCCGCUAA
Closterium sp. NIES-65 is the source of this 8529-nucleotide messenger RNA. Lineage: Eukaryota; Viridiplantae; Streptophyta; Zygnematophyceae; Desmidiales; Closteriaceae. The record is from the annotation of a GenBank genome assembly.